Molecule: messenger RNA, 294 nt
Organism: Elephantulus edwardii (Cape elephant shrew)
Lineage: Eukaryota; Metazoa; Chordata; Mammalia; Macroscelidea; Macroscelididae
Product: U6 snRNA-associated Sm-like protein LSm5-like
Exons: 1
Coding region: 1-294 (97 amino acids)
Biological process (GO): mRNA splicing, via spliceosome
Cellular component (GO): U6 snRNP; U4/U6 x U5 tri-snRNP complex; Lsm1-7-Pat1 complex
Molecular function (GO): RNA binding
Source: RefSeq, a predicted model, not a curated record
AUGAUGGCUAAUGCUACCACCAACCCAUUGCAACUACUGCCACUAGAACUUGUGGACAAAUGUAUAGGAUCAAGGAUUCACAUACUGAUGAAAAGAGAUAAGGAAAUUGUUGGCACGCUUCUAAGUUUUGAUGACUUUGUCAAUAUGGUCUUGGAAGAUGUCACUGAGUUUGGAAUCACACCAGAAGGAAGCAGAAUUACUAAAUUAGAUCAGAUUCUGCUCAAUAGAAAUAAUAUAACAGUGCUGGUUCCUGGAGGAGAAGGGCCUGAAAUAAGAGGGGAUUUUCUUGACUGA